Messenger RNA from Ostreococcus lucimarinus CCE9901, 501 nucleotides. RefSeq lists its product with no specific name. Lineage: Eukaryota; Viridiplantae; Chlorophyta; Mamiellophyceae; Mamiellales; Bathycoccaceae. Gene Ontology annotation, molecular function: ubiquitin protein ligase activity. The transcript has 2 exons. The coding region runs from base 1 to 501 and encodes 166 amino acids. The record is from RefSeq and is a predicted model, not a curated record.
AUGGAGUCCGUGUGGUGCCACGACUGCGCUCGGCGCGUGCACGUCGCCGCCGCGGCGCUGGAUCAGGGCUCGCGAGACGCCAAGUGCCCGUCCUGCGACGGCAUCUUUCUCGAGCGCGCCGAGUCGUCGUCCGCUGCCGCGCCCGCGCGCGGUCAAAGGACGGGCAUCUCCGUCGUCUUCGGUCCCGCGUUCGUCGCGCACGGCGACGGCGCGUUCGGCGACUUUGACUUCACGCAGUUGGACACGCGAAACUUCGACGCGCCGUGCGACGCGCGCGCGGUGGAGGCGCUUCCGGAGCGCGCGUGGGACGGCGGCGACGAGAAGACGUGCUCGGUGUGCCUCAGCGAGUUCGCGCGCGGCGAUCGCGUGAAAACGAUACCGAAGUGCUCGCAUGAGUUUCAUUUGAAUUGUUUGACGGAGUGGUUGAAACUGCGCGAUACGUGUCCGGUGUGCAGAUGCAAGGUGUGCGACGAUGGCGUGGCGACGACGACGACGGCGUGA